Molecule: messenger RNA, 391 nt
Organism: Dermacentor silvarum
Lineage: Eukaryota; Metazoa; Arthropoda; Arachnida; Ixodida; Ixodidae
Product: putative serine protease 42
Exons: 4
Coding region: 47-382 (111 amino acids)
Biological process (GO): proteolysis
Molecular function (GO): serine-type endopeptidase activity
Source: RefSeq, a predicted model, not a curated record
CUGCAUCGCACAUGUGACGUGCAGCAAUCAUCCUCGCACUCGUAGGAUGCGAAACAAGGCCGCACAAUUGGCUGACCAAGUCCCCCUGCGCAAACAAUCGGGGCGAUGCGGCGCCUUUCGAGUCAUUUUGUUCGUUUCAGUAUGUACCGUCAGUUCGGCCAAUGUGAGUACGGGAAAUGGCGCUCUGUGGACAAAAAUGCCAUGCGGGCAGACCCAGUUCCUACCCCGCAUCAUAAACGGUCUGCGCGCUCCAGAACACCGAUACCCAUGGGUCGUACUGGUUCAAGCUAGGGACGAAGUGAAGAAGCUUACGGGCAUCUGCGGUGGCAAUAUCAUCACCAACAAGCACGUCCUCACAGCCGGACACUGCUUGUUUCUGUGAGUGCCAACG